CUCUCUCUCUCUCUCUCUCUCUCUCUCUCUUUCUCUGACUCUUCUCUCUUUCUCUCUCUGCUACAUCAAUGGCCGCUCUUGAUUUAAAGUCUCAAAGCGACAACAAAGAGAAUAUCGCACCUUCAAACAUGGCCACGAUAUUUGCCAAGCCUCUGAAUUCUUCAUCCAUUGAUAAAGAAAAAACACAAAUCAGAAUAAGAAGGAAAAGAUCUAGGCAGCCUCUUCGAGACAUCACCAAUCUCUUUGCUUCGUCAUCAACAUUGUCCUCUUCGUUUGUGAUUCGUCACGUUCCCUCUUCGCCAUCACUAUCACUUGAUCCCAAAUGCAUGAAGAGAAGAUCUGGUGUUGUUGGUGUCAAGGCUGCUGCUACUUCUUCGACCUUCUCUUGUAAAAAAUUUAGAUGAUUUUCUUCUUUUCUUUUGUGUUUUUUUUUGGAAAUUGUUGUUAAUCCUCUAGAUGGGUUCUUUUCCUAUUAUGAAAUCUGUAUCAGAAUAUGUAUUAGGAGUAUUUUAUCAAUACCCUGUCACGCAUUCAUGUACCGACACAAUAUUUAUUUCCAUGAGUA
Molecule: messenger RNA, 565 nt
Organism: Camelina sativa (false flax)
Lineage: Eukaryota; Viridiplantae; Streptophyta; Magnoliopsida; Brassicales; Brassicaceae
Source: RefSeq, a predicted model, not a curated record